GCAAUAAUCAUGUGCGGCAUUCAGGCGGGCCGAUUCUGACUUAAUCCCGACCGGUGUUCCCCCAAUAUGAACACCUUGACGACUUCCCUCCAAUUGUAGAACUGGUUCCCCACAGUGGACUUGGCUUCUCGAACUUCAUAUCACGUCUGUCUUAUUCUUUACCUGUUGUUCACCAAUAUUUCAGCAUUCAGAAUGUUGGACACCAGGGCCAAAACUAUAGUGGUAGUAAGCGCGGUGCUCGGCUUCCUGGCCACGCUUAUGGUGAUUUUGCGCUUUUGGGCUCGGUAUCUCAAACGCCAGAAAUUCGGAAUCGAUGAUGUUCUACUUAUUGUUGCUCUCUGUCUAACUCUCGGCGUUGUCACAAUCGAUAUCAUCACUGCGACUUGGGCUCGAGUGGGAGAACAUGAGAUUACUGUCCCGUCAGGACCCGCAAAGGGGGAUCCUUUGCCCUGGGAGAUCAAACGGGAGUCAAUUACUCUCUGGUCCAUCGAAAUCCUCCAUACCUGCGCUAUGCCAGCUAUCAAAGCGUACACUCUUGCAUUCUACCUACGCAUCUUCCACGUUUCUCGAGGCUUCAGGACAUCGGUUUAUGUUAUGGGAGCGUAUGUCUUCUGCUGGUGGAUAUCGGUGCUACUUGUCACCAUCUUCCAAUGCCUUCCUGUUGGCCCGGUGCACACUCUAGAUUCGAAGUGUAUUGAUGUUUUGAAAUUCUUCAGAGUAGCGGCAGUCACCAACGUCAUCAGCGAUGUUAUUAUCAUCUUAAUGCCUAUCCCCGUGGUCUUAAAGCUACAACUCCCAAUUGGGCAGAAGAUUGCUGUGGUUGCAAUUUUCUGCACCAGUUCACUGGUCAUUGUCGCUGGUAUUGGUCGCACAGUGGCAUAUUUCAGUGUCGCGCACAAUCUCGACUUCUCAUACCAUGAUUAUUACACCAUCAUCUGGACCUCGAUCGAGCCUUGCAUGGGUGUGAUAGGUGCAUGCCUACCAUCACUUCGGCCCAUCUUCCUCGGCUUCUCCCCCGAAUCGCUCGUCGGAAGUAUCAGGUCUGUGCUCUCCCUCCGAUCCAUGGGAAGCAGAGACAGUCGUGGACGAAGCAAGAAGGAUUCACAAAGACUACGAGAACCAUCGGAAUCCGUGGAUGGAGCUUCUGGCAAGAGUUUCGAGAAUAUUCACGACAAGUUCCCCAGCGAGGGGCUGUCGCAGGUACAGCACAUGGACCGCGUAGUUGAGCUUGAUGAGAGAGGUCAGGUCAUAGACGUCUAAGGGUGCAGAGUUCUUAUUAGCUUUCGAGUGGUAUAAUGGCUAACGACUCAAUGACUCUUUCGCGCUAUUGGAAGCUGGCCUUGAUAGCAACAAUUGAACAAACCUUUUGAAACAUUACAAUAGACUCUUGUGAGCGCUUCGAUAGGAUCACCAAAAACCGCAUCCCAUAUCUUGAACAUAAAACAAACCACACUCAUCAUUCGAG
Messenger RNA from Mollisia scopiformis, 1465 nucleotides. RefSeq lists its product as uncharacterized. The transcript is spliced from 6 exons. The record is from RefSeq and is a predicted model, not a curated record. The coding region runs from base 193 to 1260 and encodes 355 amino acids. Lineage: Eukaryota; Fungi; Ascomycota; Leotiomycetes; Helotiales; Mollisiaceae.